AAAUGUUUUACUUGUAAAUUCUUUAAUGGGAACUCUUUAAAAUGUCAUAUACAGCCCUAACAAAAUAAUACAGACGUGACAGGUCUGAUAACACAACUAUGCUGAUUAUUAACUGAACAAAAAUUACCACUUGCUCUCAAAAUACAAUGUCGUGGUUUUAGUAUUUAUAUUUGAAGCAUGAGACAUACGAUAUGAGAUCUAAUGUUACCUGGAAAAAUAGGUUGGUCAAUAUAGGUGUGGUUUCUCUCUAAGUAAAGCGACCUGGGUGCUAUGGUUACAUGACAUUUGCAUGUCCCUACAAUAAUACCCAGUAACUCUAGAGACAGUACCAUAGUUACAUGGAAGGAGGGACAUUUCCUGAGCCACAGAAGAAGACGUAAAAGACUCUAGAGAAUAAGGGCUGUUAGAAGUGAUUCGUGAACGUGUCAUUCUGAAUACCUUUAACUGGGUUGGUCUAGGUUAUGUCGCCAACCUGCAAACAUCCACCCUCUCACCAGUGGGGGAAGUUUGUCUAUAGAAGAUAAGCAAAGUGGAAGUUUUGCAACCCUCACAGGGUAUGAGUUGCUUAAGGAGUAUUCUCAACCAUGUUUGAGACUGGCUUGAAUAAAAAGGAGGAAGAAAAUGGACCACAGAGGGAGGUUUGUGAUAUGGUCACGAUAUCGCUGUUAUUUCUUUAUUGUUUUUUUGGCUUUGACCCUAAUUAUCUACAACACUGACCUAGUGGAAAGGACUGAGGACUUAGUCCCUAAAUGGUGGAUGAGGUUUGGUCAAGUUGUGAGUACGGUAGUUCCUGUCAUUACUACAUACUCAAACAGUACUGCCACCGUCAUUCAGAAUGCAACUCUCCAACAAGGAAUUGAACUCAGUGUCACAAACAUUAAUACCACCAUGGAGAAUUCAACCGUGACAGAGGCACUAACUGUACCCAAUCUCCUCCCGGCAAAACAAUCAGUGCCAAUUGAACCUUAUAUUUCACCAGGAUCUUUCCAUGUGGAAUACCCUCAUGAGUAUCACUUCAUUGUGGAUGAGCCUAAGGAAUGUCAGGAGAAGAAUCCCUUCCUGGUUCUAAUGGUGCCAGUUGCACCUCACAACAGGAUGGCUCGUGAUGCCGUCCGCAGUACCUGGGGCACUGAGAGUCUGAUUCUGGGCAAAGUGGUGAGUCUGUUCUUCCUGUUGGGACUGCCAAGUGGAGAAGGGGCAGAGAAGCUCCAAGAGCAGGUGCUGCAGGAGAGCAGAGAACAUAGAGACCUUCUGCAGAGUGACUUCACAGACAGCUACAAAAACCUGACCAUCAAGACCAUGAUGAUGCUGGAGUGGCUGAGCUUUCGCUGCCCCAACGCUUCCUACGCCAUGAAGAUUGACUCAGAUAUGUUUCUCAAUGUGAACAGCCUGGUGCACAUGCUGCUGACUGCACCACAGCACGACUACAUGACUGGACUGGUGGCCAAAUGGGCACAUGUUCUACGAGACCCUAACUCCAAAUGGUACCUUCCUGAGAAUGUUUUCCCUGACAAUUUUUAUCCUUCUUAUGCUCUGGGACUGGGCUAUGUCAUGUCGUUAAACCUGCCCAGGAAGCUAGUGGAGGCAUCCAGGCAUGUUAAAGCCAUUUAUAUAGAGGAUGUCUAUCUGGGACUGUGCAUGAAACACCUGGGUAUCCAGCCCACUGACCCUCCCAGUCAGAACCUGUUUCAACUUUUUCCUGUGCCUUAUAAUCGCUGCAGCUAUUCGCAGAUAAUAGCCACCACUACAUACACUAUCACAGAUCAGGUUAACUUCUGGAAAGACUUGCACAAACCUGGACCUACGUGUUAACAUGCCAUUGGAAUAAUAGGUUUUUACAGUGAGCCAUAAACUUUAGAGAUAGUGUUGGGUGGCAGAACUAAAGAUGUUUUAUAUAGGUUAAUCUUCCAUACAGGAUGACGUUUGCUUUACUACCUGCUCAUGUUUGAGUAAAAAAGAAAGGUCAACAUCAACACUGACUUCAGUCAUUAGAGCUUUGUUACAUUAGUAUUCUGUGUAAUAUAAAAAAUAAACGUGUGACAGUGUAGCAAUAAUUCAGCAAUUGAGCAUAAACCAAAAUUACAUUAAAACAAGCCAUGGCCAUCAUCUCUAUGACAACGGUGGGAUACGGCGACAUGGUACCACGCAGCAUCCCUGGUCAGGUGGUGGCGCUGAGCAGCAUCCUGAGCGGGAUUCUCAUCAUGGCCUUCCCAGCCACCUCCAUCUUCCACAUGUUCUCCCAUUCUUACCAGGAGUUAAAAGAAGAGCACGAGAGGCUGUGGAAGGAAGAGAGGGGAGCAGAACUGGCGGCGGAUGCCCAGGAGAGCAGGAGGGACCGGGAGCUCUCUUGGCCACCUUCAGAUAAAGUCAGUUUAAUCUCCUUGGAUGAGAUGGACAAAGGUCACAAAACCACACUUCCAGCUGGAGCCUUUUGAAGACUUUGGACUUCCAUCUCACUUUUUCAUGUAAAUGAUAUGAUCUGUGCAUGGUAUACUGUACAUUGUCUCACUCAUAUCACAUUAUAUUCUACUGUAUACAAUAGUGUGUAUUAUUGUACUAAAAUUGACUUAAAAGGGUAGUUCUGCAUGUUUAUUUUGUUAUAAUCCCACCUGUAUCUAAAUCAAUUACUGUUAUUAAGACCUUAUGGUAGUUCUCAUUUUGUUGUUGUAUUGUUACAACACUAAUAGCAGUCAUGGGUGCAAUGUUGCACUCUGAUUUUACAGAAAGGACACAUUUGUUGCUAAUUAUCAUCAAAUGUAUAGUGAUGCCUAUUCAUUAUGUUUUAAAGUAUCCUUUAGUACUUUUUUCAUUAUCAUUGCUAAUUGUGCUUUCAAUACCAUUAGAACAAUAAAGAUAAUAUUCAAA
Molecule: messenger RNA, 2865 nt
Organism: Hypomesus transpacificus
Lineage: Eukaryota; Metazoa; Chordata; Actinopteri; Osmeriformes; Osmeridae
Product: beta-1,3-galactosyltransferase 2-like
Exons: 2
Coding region: 622-1812 (396 amino acids)
Cellular component (GO): membrane
Molecular function (GO): N-acetyl-beta-D-glucosaminide beta-(1,3)-galactosyltransferase activity
Source: RefSeq, a predicted model, not a curated record